Copidosoma floridanum is the source of this 1552-nucleotide messenger RNA. RefSeq names its product NADH dehydrogenase (ubiquinone) subunit ND-42 (gene ND-42). NCBI's taxonomy places the organism in Eukaryota, Metazoa, Arthropoda, Insecta, Hymenoptera, Encyrtidae. The record is from RefSeq and is a predicted model, not a curated record. Gene Ontology annotation, biological process: mitochondrial electron transport, NADH to ubiquinone. Gene Ontology annotation, cellular component: cytoplasm; respiratory chain complex I.
GUCUUCUUAGGACCCGCGACUGUCGAGUCUCAUCAGUUGUGUUGCCUCCGAGACGAAGGGGCGAGAGCGACCUUUGGAGAGCCUCUCCUGGAGGAAAGGUGAGCUCCAAGGAGAGCUGCAAAAAUGUACGUCGCUCUGAAAAGCGGCCUCGCCGGCAAGUUACUACCUUCUGUUGGAACAACCGCCAAGGAGUUAUGUAAGAUUCUUCCACAAAGGGGAAUCAAUAAAAUUCAAGUGGCAGGAUUAACCAGGAUCAAGUACAGAGAUGAAAGUGAAACUCGCAACAUCAAGCCUUUUCCUUAUCAUCUGAGAAAUUAUACCUGGAGGGAUCAUCUUUUACUUGACGUGUGGAACGGAUGCAGAGUCCAGAAACAUACAAAGUUGAUUGCCAUAGACGGCCCCGUGGCUUGUGGAAAGGAAAAAUUUGCCAAAAAACUGGCUGAAGAAUUAGAUUUUUUAUAUCUGCCACAACCAACAUUUGACGAUUUAUACAUUACUCAUUGGGGUUUUGAUGCCAGAACACUUGAUGCUAAACUGCCAAAGGGUGCUCAGACAUGGGACAUUGAACGAUUCUGCCAAGAGCCUUAUGACAUACACUCUGGCAUGAUGCAGGUUUAUAUGUAUUUUUUAAGACAGGUGACAUACAUUAAAAUUUUGAAGCAUAUUUUCUGCACUGGCCAAGGUGUUGUUACUGUGAGAACUCCCUGGUCCGAUGCUGUCUUUGCCAAGGCUAUGUACAAAAGCAAAUAUAUCCCUAAAAGAGUUUUAAAUGCACAUAAGGAUAUUUGUAGCGUUUCAUUGCCCAACUAUUUAAAACCUCAUCUAAUUAUUUAUUUGGAUGUUCCAAUUGAAAAGACCAUGGAAAACAUUAAUAAAAAUGGACAACCAUUUGAAAAAAAUGCAAAAGCCUUCUCAGAACAGUAUUUGACCGAGAUUGAUAAUGCCUACAAGAGAGAAUAUUUGCCUUUUCUGGAUGACUACUCUCUGUUACUUUGCUAUGAUUGGACAGAAGAAGGAGAUUUUGAACUUGUGAUGGAAGACAUUGAGGAUCUGGAUUUUGAAAGAUAUUCAAAUCAUGAAACAAAGUUGGCUGAUUGGCGUCUUGAAAGAGGUGUCUGGAGAUAUUAUUGCAGAAUAUUUUCUAGCAAUGAUCACAUAAUUCUCAGGAACAUGGAUAUUAUGAGAUUCGAUGUGCCUGAAUUGGGUAUCACUGGUGAAGAUACCAAAGCCUGGACAGAAGCUUGGCGAGAGGUUGCAGACUCUAAAUAUUCUCCAGGGUAUAACAUACUAAAAGGUGAAAAAAAUUUAUUAUUCAAAACAGGCAUGCAAAACUUUGGAAAAGAUUAUGUAACACCUUUGAUGGAAAAGUACUAUGAGCGAAAAAAGAGAGAAGAAGGAAAUAAAAGACACUCACAUGCAAUCAGUUAAGAGAAAUCUGGAGAACAGUUAUCGUUAGAAAACAAUUCUUUAAAAAUUUAAUAAUAAAUGUACACCGACAGUAAAAUAGUGCUAAGCACAUUAAAAUAAACCAAACUCUGUAAUUACAUGCAUU